This is a messenger RNA of Bipolaris victoriae FI3, 1194 nucleotides long. Its product is annotated as carbohydrate-binding module family 20 protein. The transcript is spliced from 3 exons. Gene Ontology annotation, molecular function: starch binding. Bases 1 to 1194 code for a protein of 397 amino acids. The record is from RefSeq and is a predicted model, not a curated record. Lineage: Eukaryota; Fungi; Ascomycota; Dothideomycetes; Pleosporales; Pleosporaceae.
AUGUUGUCCAAGAUCCUACUACCCGUCCUUGCACUUGCAGCCAGUGCCGAUGCACAUGGCUACCUCAGUUCACCCAUGAGCCGAACAGGGCUGAAUGCACAGUCUGGGGCUGACACGUGCCCCGAAUGCACAAUCCUGGAGCCGGUAACAGCAUGGCCUGACCUUGACGCCGCAGCCGUCGGCCGCUCGGGUCCUUGCGGGUACAACGCUCGUGUGUCCGUUGACUACAACCAGCCUGGGCCUCGCUGGGGUUCUGAGCCCGUCAUUACCUACAAGGCUGGGGAUGUCGUCGAUGUACAGUGGUGCGUAGAUGCCAACGGUGACCAUGGCGGCAUGUUCACCUACCGCAUCUGCCAAAACCAAGCCAUCGUCGACAAGCUCUUGACCCCUGGAUACCUCCCUACUGAAGCAGAGAAGCAAGCAGCAGAGGAUUGCUUCGAAGCUGGCGAGUUGAAGUGCACAGAUGUCCCUGGACAGACAUGCGGAUUCAACUCUGACUGCCAGCAAGGCCAGGCCUGCUGGAGAAACGACUGGUUCACAUGCGGUGGCUUCAACGACAACCAAAAAUGCAGGAGCGUCGACAACGCCCCCUUGAACUCGUGCUACACCAGCAUCGCAGGCGGCUACACCGUCAGCUCCAAGAUCAAAAUCCCAAACUACACCAGCAAUCACACCCUCCUCUCCUUCAAAUGGAACUCCUUCCAAACCCCCCAGAUCUACCUCACCUGCGCCGACAUCAAGAUCACCGGCUCCGGCUCCGGCACCUCCCCACCCCCAACCUCCAGCAAACCCGCCACCACCACCACCUCCUCCAAGCCCACCUCCACCUCAACUUCCACCUCCACCUCCGCAGCUACCGCCACCGCCUGCGCGACCCCCGCCUCAACAGUCGCCGUAACCUUCAACUCCAAAACCAGCACCACCUUUGGCCAAACCGUCAAACUCGCAGGUUCCAUCUCGCAGCUCGGCAGCUGGAACACUGCAAACGCUCCCGCGCUAUCAGCCGCCCAGUACACGUCGGCGAACCCGUUAUGGACGACCACUAUCAACCUGCCCGCUGGCACGAGCUUCGAGUACAAGUAUAUCAAGGUGGAGAGUAGUGGUGCAGUCACGUAUGAGAGUGGCGCGAAUAGGCAGUUUACCGUGCCCAAGGGGUGUGAGGGGAAGGUUAGUGUUGAGGGGAGUUGGAAGUAG